GUUCUGUGGUUUCCAGUUCAGCUGAUCGUCAAAAAGUUUUUAAAAACCCAGCUACACAGAAAAAAGUUUUCUCCUUCUGAUGUUUUGAAGAUUCUUGGAUAUCCUGAUAUUCGGGUAUAAAUGAAAAAUAGAUGAUCUUCCUUAGAAUCUCAGAUCAUAACCAAAUUAUUAUAUUUUGUGGUACCCAAUGGUUGCAUGUUCAGUAAUCUAGAACAAAAAAAACAUAUGGUACAGAUCAGAAAAUUCAAGAAAAGCAGGAGAGGGAUUGAUGGAAAUUUAGGGGAAACUGAUGCAGUAAAUCGAGGUGCCAAUUUACUGAAAUUAUUGGGGUUCAUGAGAAAAAAAAACGACUAUAGGGUCAUCUAAAAGUCUUAUCAAAAAGCAACUACAGAAUCAUUCCAUUCCAUUUUUUUUAAUUCAAGAGGGGCUACAGAAUUCCCCAACAUUUUACAGAGAUGGCUGAGGAAACAAAAUAAAACAAAGUAUUUGUGUUGAGCACAGUCUCAAUAUCUUGCCAAUUAUGCUGAAGAUGUGGACUGUCAUCCUAGUGAAUGGUUAUCCGACAUCCUGUAGGGUCUCCUAUUAUUGAUAUAAACAAAGUCAUGCAACAACCACAGAUUUCAGAAGAUAUUCCUGUAAAUUGUGAUCUUUCAAAUGAAGUUAGUUACACAAAAAAAGCAAAACGAUGCAACAGAUCUGGUGCUGCAAGGAGGCGCAAGAAAAGGUUAGCAGCAGCAAUGACAGUUGAUGGCACAUCAGCCUCAAAUAAUGAGCACUUUCCUAGAAGUUUUUCAGCAUCAGAAUCUUCAACAUCAAGAAGAGUCUAUUCUACUGGAGCUGAAAUACCUGGGCAUUCUUAUUUAGAAAAGUCUCAAAUGCAUCCUCAACUAUCGACUGGUUUUAAGCCUUUCCAAGAUCCUUCCACUUUAGGACAAAGUUGGGGAGCAUCUAGCUCAUAUCCUAAGACAUUAGGGGAAGAUUGGUCAUAUAAUAUAUCUAAGAAGCUAAAAGAUAGUAGUGAACCUAAGUCAGCCUUUCCUACAAAAAACCAACAUAGCCUCAGAGUAGCAAUAAUUAAUAAUAAUCACCCCUUGGGGCAUAUUCCUGAAGAUAAGGAGCCCCAUAUAAAGACAUUGCUGCAGAUAGAGCUUGACAAGCUGAUCUUGUCUUCUAAACACAAUUCUGAUGCAGUUCCAGCUUUCAAAUCGUGGAAGUAUUCUGAGAAGGUGAUAAAUAUUACAUGUUUAGAUGACCAUACUCGUAUUUGGCUGACAAAAACUGUAGCCAACAUUAAGCCUUGGAACAAUGCUUCUUUAAGUAUAGUGUCAUCAGACAACUUACCAAAACUGACCAAAGCAACUCUUUUUAUUCCAAAUGACGUGAUGGUUUGUGGCAUAGAGGAGAAAAACGUGGUUUUGCGACGGCUCGCUCAGCAGAAUCCAGAAGUGAGUGUUCAGAAAUGGAGGCUGUUUCGCUAUAAGGAACUCCCUUCAGGGCAGAUGUUUGUUUUUGGCAUCGGGGAUCGUGAUAUCAAAAUUUUAAUAGAUAAGUUGCUUGAAAUAUUUUAUCUUUUUCGCUCAUUGUAUCUCAAAGUCAACCUGUCUAAUCUGGUAGCGCAAGUGGUAGAUGAUGUUUUGACCAAGGCAAAUGAUGAACGUUCAUCUGAUUCCGAAUGUUGAACUGGGUAAGAACAAUUUAUCGAAAACGACUUUGACGUAUUUCAGUUUUGUUGCUUUUUAUUUUUGUAUUAUUUUUCAUUGAAGAAGAUAUUACUUUUGUGUUAUAAAUAAAUAAGUUUUCUGAA
Acanthoscelides obtectus is the source of this 1804-nucleotide messenger RNA. Lineage: Eukaryota; Metazoa; Arthropoda; Insecta; Coleoptera; Chrysomelidae. The record is from the annotation of a GenBank genome assembly.